AGGUCAUUUAGAUCACAAGUUCGCGACAUUCUUGCAAAGCUACCACAGCACGGACGCCGAAGCAAAGGAAGGAGGCGAAAGAUGAUUCGGCGUGCCUGAGCCUUUUUUUCGUAAAAGACGGUCGCGAUUGUACAAAUGUCUACACCAAAAAACGCCAUGGAACGUUGUCGAUUGAUUUCUGUGACACGGUCGAUUUUGUCGUUUCUCCUCCUCUUGUGUCGUCUCCUGCCAACGGUAUGCAUAUACGAGAAAUACGACACCAUCGACAACGGGCGCUUUUUCAUCCUUCCUGGCAAGCAACUGUCCACAGCCUCCAUCGACACGGGCCGCAUGCGCCUCAAGCCCAUCCAAGACGUGGGGCGGCAGUUCCUCCUCGCGCUGGACGACACUGCCUGCCCGCCGUCCCCGGGCCGUCUCGGGAAGAAAACCUGCCAAGAGGUCGCCGCCGCCAGCCUGAGCGCAGCCAACUGCUCCGACGUGGCGUCCUACGAGAGCCUGCAAAUGGUGAGCGCGGUGUGUUUCGGUCCCAUGGACUCCUCCCCUUUCCAUGCCGAGGAGUCGCUGAGAGGGAAGCUCGCCGCCCUCCCCUUCGUGAGAGGGGUCACGGCCGACCUGCAAGUGCGGGGGCCCUUCCAGCAGCGCGCCGUGACGGAUGAGGAACUCACGGCGGCAGUGGCGGAGGCGGAAGCACGGGGCAAGCGGGUCGACAUCAUCGACAACGGUCCCAUUCGCGCCUUUUCCACCGGUGCCGCCAAGAGUCUCUACAAGUUCGGGCAACGGAUGACGGCCACGCCCGCCCCGACGAUCGUGCCCGCCACAGGGACGGCACCCCCUAUGAAUGCCAGCGCCAACACCACUGCCGCUGGUAGCGGCAGCACGGGCACGAACCGCGGGGUCGUGCCUCCGCCAACGCCGAUCUCCUCGGAUGCGCCCACCGCCCGCACGGGAGAUAGCACACCGGCCUCCCCUGGGAGCAGCCCUUCGGGUGCCGACCCGUCCCCCGCGAACGUCUCCUGGCUGGCCCCGGACGACAUCAAUUGGGGCCUGGACCGAAUCAACCAGCUGGGCCUGGACUUGGACCGCGACACCCGCACCUGCCAUAGCCGGGGCAAGGGCGUCAUCAUCUUCUCUGUGGACACCGGGUGCCGGACGAGUCACCAGGAAUUCGGGGGGCGGGCCCGCACGGAGUCGGUCCGUCUGCCGGACUCCGGGCUACAGGACCCAGAGCCUUACGCGGCCACGGGCGGGGCGGACGACCACGGGCACGGGACGCACACGGCGGCGGUGGCGGCGGGGGCUUCGGUAGGGGUGGCGCCUGAGGCCGAAAUUCGAUGCAUCAAGGCCCUGGACCAGAACGGAGUGGGUCGCCUCGCCCACACGGUGGCGGCGCUGGAGAUGAUCGCUGCCGCCCGGCUCGCCACCCCCAGCACGCCCAUGGUCGCGAGUCUGAGCAUCUCCGCCCCCGCGGACGCCGCCAUGGAUGCAGCCGUGGCGCGACUCCAGGCCCUGGGCGUGGUGGUCGUGGUGGCGGCAGGGAACGAGGGCCGGUGGGUGGAGAAAUACUCUCCCGCGGGGGAGCCGAGCGCCAUCACCGUGGGCGCCACCCAGCCGCCGUCGGGGGGGAAGCUCUUCCUCUUCAAUCGCGAGAAAGGGGACAGUCGAGAGGCGUACUCGAACCAAGGAACGGCUGUCGACAUUUAUGCCCCAGGGACCAACAUCUUCAGCGCCGGGAUUGAGAACGAUCAGGCAUAUGGAUAUAGGACGGGGACAUCCCAGGCGGCGCCCUUCGUGACAGGAGCCAUCGCCUGCGUGCUCGGUGAUGCACUGGCUGCAAACGGCCCGGUAGCCUGCCGAUCCUCCUCCUCUCUGCUCGAGGCUCUGAUCAAUCCAAACAUAGAGGUCAAGCACCGAACACGCGGCCCGCAGAGCUUUGGUGACAAUAAGCGUCCCUUUCUGUAUGUUCCUCCGGGGGCCAAGUAUGACUUGAGAUGCCCUUUGCCAUCAGGCCUUGUGGGAGCGAUUUUGUAUGCAGGAUAGUGUUGUCUGGAGAAACCUAACGGAAAUGAAAAAUGGCUGAGAAAUCAUCGGCAAGAAUGCGAGCUGGUCAACAGGAAGAGAGGGCAUCUAAGUAGCGGUGCCAUGAAACGUACACGGAUACAAAAUGAUUACGUUCGAUGUAUAAGCGAUAGGGCAGAGAACUGUGAUGUUUUUCUACAAUAUGGCGACAAGAUACUGCUACAUAUAUUUGGUCGCGCAACAGAGUGACAUCAUGUAAAAAUGCUUUGAUGAUUUAAAAAAAAAUAAAAAGCGUUCGAAGAACGUUG
Molecule: messenger RNA, 2324 nt
Organism: Nannochloropsis gaditana CCMP526
Product: proprotein convertase subtilisin kexin type 9 preproprotein
Exons: 3
Coding region: 136-2037 (633 amino acids)
Biological process (GO): proteolysis
Molecular function (GO): serine-type endopeptidase activity
Source: RefSeq, a predicted model, not a curated record